AUGAAUUCACACGAAGGAACUUCCAUAAAUAACAGAAGGAAUCGGUUUACUGAUAAGAACAGGUCAAGAGGAUUCAAACAUGGUGGCAAAGGCAAACCUUUUAACAGAAACUACAAGAAGAAAGAAUACAGACAUUCUGAGCAAUUGUCUGAAGAAGAUGUAGGAAUCAAUGAGUAUCUCAAUGACUCAGAAGGCUUCACUGGCAUUAUAAAAGCAAGAUAUUCUGAUUUCCAAGUUAAUGAAAUAGAUUUAGAUGGAAACAUGGCAAAACUCACAAACACGAGAAUUCCACCAGACUUUUUUCUCAAAAAAAUAAAGGUUGAUUUUAAGGAUGUUGAAGAAAGCCCAAGUCAGCACAUUCCUCAAGAAACUUGGGAAGGCAUCAGAAAAGUUGUCUUGUCAGAGGUCAACAUUGAACCUGUCUUGUUGGAGAUGGAUGGAGUGAGUAAAGAACAUAGAAAAGAAAUUCAUGAAUGUGUGAAAUGCCAUUUUGGGAAAAAAAUUAUUUCAUCAACUUUGGAUAGGGAGGGUAAACGAUUCAUGCAAUUCAAAAAAUAUAAUAAAGAAGAUGAACAGGAUACACGUUUACAAUGGCCAGAAGACAAAGGUGAAUAUGUGCAUUUCUUGGUCUACAAAGAGAACAUGAAUACUGCAGAUGCUUGUUUUGAGCUCAGCCAGGCCUUAAAAAUGAGCCCUUCAAAAUUCAACCAUGCUGGCAACAAGGACAGAAGAUCUAUAUCUACACAGUGGUUCAGUGUCAAAAAAGUGAUACCAUGGAAAUUGGCAAAAAGAACUGAACAUAUAAUGAAAUUGAAAAUUGGGAAUUAUGCAUUCAAAGAUCAUCCAUUGAAACUUGGGCAAUUGCAAGGUAACAAAUUCAGGAUAGCAUUGAGGAAUGUCACUGCAGAUGACUCUAUCUUAGAACAAGCUGUGAACCGACUGAAAGAUAAUGGUUUCAUCAAUUAUUAUGGCCUGCAGAGGUUUGGUAAUGACAAAGAAGUGCCUACAUUCAAAAUUGGGUUAAGUCUUCUGCAAGGAAAAUGGAAGGAGGCAAUCGAUCUUAUCCUGAAACCCAAAGCUUCUGAUGAUCCAUCAUCAGAUCAAGCAGACCUUGUGAGAGCCAAACAAAUCUAUGCUGAGACUGGGAAUGCAGCUGAAGCUUUUGAAGUUCUAGGUAAAAACAGAACACAAGACAUUGAAGCAAAACUCCUGGAAGGUCUCAAAAAAGGUCAUCAGAAUGAGUAUGUCAAUGCCUUAGAAAAUGUACCAAGAUCCAUGCGACUUCUUUACUUGCAUGCAUUCCAAAGCCUACUAUGGAAUCAGAUGGUUUCAAAACGCAUAAAAGUAUUUGGCAUGAAACCUGUGGAAGGAGAUCUAGUGAUAACGAAUGAAGUUAGCAUAGCAAUAGAAGAAGAUGAUGAUGAAGAAUCAUCUGAAAAUGAAGGACCUCAUGAAAUCAAAUGCAAGAAAGAAGUUAGAGCACUAAGUAGGGAUGACUUACCAAAUUAUACUUUAUAUGAUAUUGCACUACCCUUACCUGGAUAUGACAUAGUGUAUCCAGAUCACAUGAAGCAGUAUUACAAAGAAGCUUUGGAAGAAUAUGGUUUGAAUUUAGAAAUGACUAAACAAAAAGUGAAGACAUAUUCACUAUGUGGAGACUAUCGAAAAAUACUGGAGAGAGUGAAAGACUUUUCCUGGAAAGUCAUGAAAUACAAUCAUCCCAAUGAUCCCCUCAUUAGAUCAGAUUUUGAAGAAUUGAAGGGCUACGAAGAACGUCAAAGUAAAGAAGAUGGACAGUACAAGGCACUCGUUCUCGAAUUCAGUCUGUCUCCAUCUGGAUACGCUACUAUGGCCAUUCGAGACAUGAUGAAAACGAACACGUCCAGUUCUGCGAAUACGAAACUGAACGACUACCACGAAAAGAAGGUGGAAAAGCAGAAUCAUGCGUCGAAAAUGGACAAAAUGGAAAAGGAGGUCAUAGGGAAUGAAGAAGAAGAGGUAGAGGUGGAAAAGGCCCCUGCUAAUAGCCUGUUGGCAGACCCUCAAAAGUACGAGGAAUUCAAAAACAGCUUGUUCAGCAAUUUGGGCCAGCCGGAAAAACGCAGUAACGAAGAAGCUGAUCCACAAGAAGUUAACAAAAAACAGAAGACUGACGAAGAAGUCUCGAUCAAGUCUGCGGCGUCUUUGAUUUGA
Molecule: messenger RNA, 2193 nt
Organism: Phaedon cochleariae (mustard beetle)
Lineage: Eukaryota; Metazoa; Arthropoda; Insecta; Coleoptera; Chrysomelidae
Source: the annotation of a GenBank genome assembly